AUGAAUAAUUCAUCAGAUAAUAAAUCAACGCCAACUGUUUCACAUAUUCAAGUCAUUCCAGCUAAGCGAGGAUCUGAAAAAAAAACAAGUACAACUAAUAUUGCUGGCCAUUUAAGAAGUAAACAUCGAAUUAUUGAUGGAAAAGAAGCUGAAGCAAUUUGA
Messenger RNA from Funneliformis geosporum, 162 nucleotides. The record is from the annotation of a GenBank genome assembly. NCBI's taxonomy places the organism in Eukaryota, Fungi, Glomeromycota, Glomeromycetes, Glomerales, Glomeraceae.